Acaulospora colombiana is the source of this 651-nucleotide messenger RNA. Lineage: Eukaryota; Fungi; Glomeromycota; Glomeromycetes; Diversisporales; Acaulosporaceae. The record is from the annotation of a GenBank genome assembly.
AUGACCACCGAUUCAACAUCGAAUAUUACUUAUUUGUCGAUUGGAAUUUCACAGGGAAGUGCUGGAAACAUGGGACACAGGUUGCCAAUAGCCGAAAGGUUUUAUAAAGAUUUCAGGUGUAACGUGAUAUUACUGUCUUACAGAGGAUAUGGCCAUAGCGAAGGAACCCCUUCGGAAAAAGGCAUUCGCAUGGACACGCAGGCUAUUCUAGAUUACAUCAAACAAGAUCCAUCAUUAAAAGACACCAAACUUAUAAUAUACGGACAAUCACUUGGGGGCUCUGAAAUCUGCAUUAAACAAGGCCGUACGGACGGACACAAACUCAUUAACACCAUUGAACUUCCUAUACAGCAAAGGAUAAUUUCCCACGUAGCGCCAAAGUUUCGAUACAUUUCUUUCAUCUGCUCCGAAAUUUGGCCAUCCGAUAAGAGCAUCGUGAGAAUCAAAAGCAUUCCAAUAUUGUUCAUUUCCGGGACGAAAGACGAGAUCAUUCCGCCGCGACAAAUGAGAACACUAUAUGAAUUGGCGGCUACCACCGGAAGAAAGGAAUGGAAAGAGGUCAUAGGCGGAUCGCACUACGAUACUGUCACCAAACCCGAGUAUUUUGAGAUUAUCGGAGAGUUUUUAAGGAAGGAAAAUCUGGGAGUUUGA